Alnus glutinosa is the source of this 1043-nucleotide messenger RNA. Its product is annotated as soluble inorganic pyrophosphatase 1. Gene Ontology annotation, molecular function: magnesium ion binding; inorganic diphosphate phosphatase activity. NCBI's taxonomy places the organism in Eukaryota, Viridiplantae, Streptophyta, Magnoliopsida, Fagales, Betulaceae. The coding region runs from base 195 to 845 and encodes 216 amino acids. The record is from RefSeq and is a predicted model, not a curated record. Gene Ontology annotation, biological process: phosphate-containing compound metabolic process. The transcript has 9 exons. Gene Ontology annotation, cellular component: cytoplasm.
UUAACAAACUUUGAAAGUAAAUCAAAGCAGGUGGAGGGGGCAGCUAACUACUCUCCCAAAGAGGCACGAGGCAGAGCCUCAAACAAUUGACCAAACCCCACGCUCUCACUAUAAAUGCACGUUUAAGAACUACGCCCCAUCCAUAUUCUCUCUCCGCCCUCUUCCAAACAUUAUUUCUAGCGACAAUCCGAGAGAUGAGUAACGGAGCAGAUGGAAAAGAAGCCCAAGAAAGUCAUACUCAACGUCAAGUUCCCCGGUUGAAUGAGAGAAUCCUUUCAUCUUUGUCAAGGAGAUCAGUUGCUGCACAUCCGUGGCAUGAUCUUGAGAUUGGACCUGGAGCGCCCAAUAUCUUCAACUGUGUGGUUGAGAUUACAAAGGGAAGUAAGGUCAAAUAUGAACUUGACAAAAAAACAGGACUGAUUAAGGUUGAUCGGAUUUUGUAUUCAUCAGUGGUCUACCCUCAUAACUAUGGUUUCAUCCCUCGCACAUUGUGUGAAGACAACGAUCCACUUGAUGUUUUAAUUCUCAUGCAGGAGCCCGUCCUUCCGGGUUGCUUUCUCCGAGCGAGGGCCAUAGGACUUAUGCCUAUGAUUGACCAGGGAGAAAAAGACGAUAAGAUCAUUGCAGUGUGCGCUGAUGAUCCAGAGUAUAAGCACUAUACCGACAUCAAAGAGCUCGCUCCUCAUCGUCUUUCUGAGAUCCGCCAGUUCUUUGAAGACUACAAGAAGAAUGAGAACAAAGAGGUUGCAGUCAACGACUUUUUACCUUCAACAUCUGCUGUUGAAGCCAUCCAGUACUCGAUGGACCUUUAUGCUGAGUACAUUCUGCACACCUUGAGGCGAUAGGCACAGAGCUGUAUUGAAUGAAUAGAAUAAGUCCUUUUGUUUGGUUAUCUGAAGAUGAUAUGAGAAACUCCAUUUAUAACUCGUCAUAAUUUGGAUAAUUUUUAUGCUUCUUAUUUGAUGAACCUAGUUGAGAAGGACUACUGAUAUGGGAAUAUUUUCAUAAUAUGCUUCAAUUGGAAUUGCAUUUUAUUUGAUGAA